This is a messenger RNA of Spea bombifrons (plains spadefoot toad), 1633 nucleotides long. It is a transcript of the gene PTDSS2, whose product is annotated as phosphatidylserine synthase 2. NCBI's taxonomy places the organism in Eukaryota, Metazoa, Chordata, Amphibia, Anura, Pelobatidae. The record is from RefSeq and is a predicted model, not a curated record. Gene Ontology annotation, molecular function: L-serine-phosphatidylethanolamine phosphatidyltransferase activity. Gene Ontology annotation, biological process: phosphatidylserine biosynthetic process. Bases 98 to 1525 code for a protein of 475 amino acids. The transcript is spliced from 12 exons.
CUUUCUCAUGCUCCUCCCCAGCGCCCGCCGGUCACUGUGAGGAAGGUUCCCAGCCGUUUCACAUGUGGCUUCCUCAAACAACAACCACCGCUGAGACAUGAUCCGCAAUGACGGGAGGAAGGGGCCGGCUGCCAGGAAAUCCUCCCUGGACGGGCUUUACUGGGAGGAACCAGAGGCCCGGGGCAAGCACCAGGCUCCCAAAGCCCCCCUGAGAGGCGAGUGCUGCCUGAGGACCACCGAGUCCGAAGUCUUUGAUGACGGCACCAACACGUUCUUCUGGAGAGCGCACACACUCACCGUGCUGUUUAGCCUCACGUGUGCGUUGGUGUACGUCACCCUGCUGGAGGAGACCCCUCAAGACACGGCGUAUAACACGAAAAGAGGCAUCGUCGCUAGUAUAUUGGUGUUCCUGUGUUUCGGCGUCACACAGGCCAAAGAUGGACCUUUUUCAAGACCUCAUCCCGCGUACUGGAGGUUCUGGCUGUGCGUCAGCGUGGUCUACGAGCUGUUCCUUAUCUUCAUUCUCUUCCAGACUGUCCACGACGGGAGACAAUUCAUGAAAUUUAUCGACCCGAAAUUGGGCGUUCCUCUGCCCGAAAGAGAUUAUGGCGGAAAUUGUCUUAUCUAUGAUCCUGGCAAUAAAACCGAUCCUUAUCACAAUGUGUGGGAUAAGAUGGAUGGCUUUGUUCCAGCACAUUUCCUUGGAUGGUAUAUAAAAACACUAAUGAUCAGGGACUGGUGGAUGUGCAUGAUUAUCAGCGUAACGUUCGAGUUCCUGGAAUACAGCUUGGAGCAUCAGCUGCCAAACUUUAGUGAAUGCUGGUGGGACCACUGGAUCAUGGAUGUUUUGGUCUGUAACGGAUUUGGAAUUUAUUGCGGGAUGAAGACCCUAAAGUGGCUUUCGAUGAAGCCGUACCAAUGGCAGGGCCUUUGGAAUAUCCCUACGUACAGGGGUAAGAUGAAGAGAAUAGCUUUUCAAUUCACACCUUACAGCUGGGUCAAAUUCGAAUGGAAACCCGCUUCGAACCUGCGCCGGUGGCUAGCGGUCUGCGGAAUCAUAUUUGUGUUUUUGUUGGCCGAACUCAACACGUUUUACCUCAAAUUUGUCCUGUGGAUGCCGCCGGAACACUGCUUGGUCCUGCUACGGUUGGUCUUCUUUGUGAACGUUGGCGGCGUAGCCAUGAGAGAGAUCUACGACUUCAUGGACGAUUCGAAGAUCCAUAAGAAGCUGGGGCAGCAGGCGUGGAUGGUGGCUGCGAUAACGGUGACCGAGUUUCUCAUUGUCAUCAAGUAUGACCCGAUCACCUUAACAUUGCCUUUACCGUUCUACGUAACGCAGUGCUGGAUCCUCGGAAUCGUUAUCGUGCUUAUUUGGACAGCGUGGAGAUUCUUCCUAAGAGAUAUCACGCUGCGCUGUAAGGAAAUCCGAACGCACACGCAAGAAUACAAAAGCGAAGACGACAAAGUGCAGAGGAACGGACAGGCGACUUCGGAGAGGAAUAUCUCGAAGCCGAAAAAGCUCUGAGUUUUAGAAACAAAAAGAGAGAGCGUUGUUACCGAACAAAAAUUGUACUUUUUAUAUUUUAAUGUAUUGAAUAUGUCUGCUAUUUAAUAACAAAAUACGUAAACCUCG